This is a messenger RNA of Telopea speciosissima, 912 nucleotides long. RefSeq lists its product as uncharacterized. The transcript is spliced from 2 exons. Gene Ontology annotation, molecular function: zinc ion binding. The record is from RefSeq and is a predicted model, not a curated record. The coding region runs from base 1 to 912 and encodes 303 amino acids. NCBI's taxonomy places the organism in Eukaryota, Viridiplantae, Streptophyta, Magnoliopsida, Proteales, Proteaceae.
AUGUGGGCUAGACAUACUUUUGACAAUAUAGCAAGAAGUGAUCAUAUUACAAAUAAUAUGAGUGAGUCCUUCAACAACUGGAUUACAGAUCUGAGGAACAAACCAAUUCUCAUACUGGUUGAUGAAUUAAGGAGCAAAUUGAUGGACAGAUUUUACAAAAUGUAUGCAAAGGGGUGCACCUAUGAUGAUACAGUAACACCAAAAGCUAGACGCAAGUUAAACAAGGUCCAACAAGAGUCUAGGAGCUUUUGGGUCUUACUAGCAGAUGACUUUCAGUGUGAGGUGACAGACAACUUUGCAAGUAGGUGUGUGGUCAAUUUGAAAGAUCGUACAUGUUGUUGCAAAGUAUGGGAGUCCACUGGUAUGCCAUGCAAACAUGCAGUAGCAGCUAUCUUACAUAAAAGGGAGUUGCUUGAGACAUAUUGUGAUGCAUAUUACAAUAUGCAAAAAUAUAUGGCAUCAUACUCUCGGUUCAUUGCCCCAAUUCCUACUCUGGAUGGGUUGAGAGAAUAUGUUAUGAACUAUGUAGUGCAACCUCCUCAUUUGAAAAGGAUGCCUGGUAGACCCCAUGUCAAUAGAAGAAGGGAACAAGAUGAGGCUCCUGCUGCUGAAUUCAGAAAGAUGAGUCGAACUGUCAGAUGUGACAACUGCAAGCAGUUGGGCCACAAUAAGAGGAGAUGUGAGAGAGCAUCUAGUAGGACACAGGCUGUUGUGCAGGCACAAAAUUAUCAGGACUCAAGCAACAUAUCCUCAAUUAUAGAUCGCAAAAUGGGCAGCAGUUUCACAACUGAAGGCAUGAAAGAGUUCAUACAGCUGACUGUCCACUGUAUGGAAUUCUCUAGUGAGAGGAGGACUACCAUGAACCAUGUGGUAGCAGAACUGGAUCAGAUACUCGAGAGAGAAAUGAGCUAG